AUGGCAGCGGCGCGGCGGGUGGUGUCGCGUUUGCGCGUCAUUCCGAUGCUGAUGCCCUCAAACACCACCGUUACACCCUCAUCUUCUAGCUGUAACACCAGAUAUUUGAGGUUUAGUUCAUCAUCAUCACCUUCUUCAGAAACAACAUUCCUAGGGUGGAACAAAAGAGUGAACAAAUUGCCCAACAUUGUAAAAGCCGGAGAACCAGUUCUACACGAGCCUGCACGUGAGGUUGAUCCAAAUGAGAUUAAAUCAGAUAAAAUUCAGAAUAUAAUCGAUGACAUGAUUCGUGUCAUGAGAAAAGCCCCUGGAGUUGGUCUUGCUGCUCCACAAAUUGGUAUCCCCUUAAGGAUAAUUGUUUUGGAAGAUAAAGAAGAAUAUAUUAGUUAUAACACAGAGGAGGAGACCAAAUUACAAGAUAGAAGACCUUUUGAUCUUUUGGUGAUUCUGAACCCCAAGCUAAAGAACAAGAGCAAUAGGACUGCCUUCUUUUUUGAAGGCUGCUUGAGUGUUGAUCGAUAUCAAGCUUUGGUAGAGCGGUAUCUUGAUGUUGAGGUUGUUGGUUUUGAUCAUUAUGGCAAGCCAAUCAAAAUAAAGGCUUCUGGAUGGCAGGCUCGGAUUUUACAGCAUGAGUGUGAUCACUUGGAUGGAACACUAUAUGUUGAUAAGAUGGUACCUAAAACUUUCAGAAAUUGGAAAAACGUGGAUCUGCCUCUUGCCCAAGGGUGUCCCAAACUCGGCCCCCGAGUUUAA
Messenger RNA from Vicia faba (fava bean), 753 nucleotides. The record is from the annotation of a GenBank genome assembly. Lineage: Eukaryota; Viridiplantae; Streptophyta; Magnoliopsida; Fabales; Fabaceae.